Molecule: messenger RNA, 4098 nt
Organism: Closterium sp. NIES-67
Lineage: Eukaryota; Viridiplantae; Streptophyta; Zygnematophyceae; Desmidiales; Closteriaceae
Source: the annotation of a GenBank genome assembly
CCACUCACAAGCACAAGCACAAGCACAAGCACAAGCACACAAGAAAAACAAGGUGCUGGAGUGGGUUGGGGUGUCUCCAAGCUUGGAGAUAAGGACGGAAAAGGGGAGUUGGAUUGGAAUUUGGCAGCCAUUCAUCAUCGCGCAACGCAGUCCAGUAGUGCCUUCCCUGGCUUUCCCUUCCCUGGCUUUCCCUUCGCAGGCGCCAUUCCCUGUAACGUGCGACUCCCAGCAUUUGUAGGCAUUGAAUUACCCGAUGCGACUGGUUCCAACCUAUACCCUUACCAAGCACCCUGUAGCAAGAGCAUGAGGAAGCAGCUGGCACGAGAUUCUCCUCCCGGCUAAGCGAAAGUAAUUUCGUUUUGAGUCGACUCACACGGCUGCCCUCAACCUAUGAUACCCCUAGCACCUACAAGUUAGGUUAGAACCCUGUAGCAGGAGCAUGAGGAAGCAGCUGGCACGAGAUUCCCCUCUCGGACAAGCCAAGCAGUUCGCUCCGAAGCAGGCCCGCCCUUCUGGCGCGAUAGAUUUUCUCGCAAGCCCGCCAGAGCGGCGUGUUUUACGGUCCGACGCGAGCACGUAUUUUGAGGCGCCUCAAAACUAGCCCGCCCUUCUGGCGCGGUAGAUUUUUUUCCAAGCCCGCCAGAGCGGCGUGUUUUACGGUCCGACGCGAGCGCAAACCGACCAGGCCGUUAGCCUUAAUCUCCUGCCUGCGCUCAACGCUUCGCCACAUGGUUCGCAUUCGGCGGCUAUCAUAUAUAUCUCGAGGUUCCCGCUUUGGCACACGUGGAGUGUUCCGCACGCAAGGGGGAAGCGCUUUGCGCCGUUGCGCGGAUGUACCUUGGCGCGGAGAUCCGUGCGGGGAGGGGGGAGGCUUCCGCCAACUCGGCGGACAAGUGGAAACCCAACCUUCCGCCCAACUGCUGCCUCGUUAUAGUAAACGGGGAACAACGUGUGACAGAAAUGCCUAACUGUAAAAGCAUAACAGACUGUAACAGCAAGACCAAUGACUACAGUAACUCAUCAGGACAAACGGCUUACACUCCUGAUAACCUUACUUCUGAUGCAAGCACUGUUACAGAUAAUCUCAGUAACACAGUAACAGACUGCAGCAGCAUAAUCCACAACAGGUGCAGUAACAGCAGAAUCUGUAGCAUUAGCAGCAGCAGCGGCAGCAGCGGCAGCAGCGGCGGCAGCACCAGCAGCACAAGGAGCAGCACAGCAGCUCCAAGUCAACAUGGCAAUGGGGAAUCCAGCAGCAGCAGCAGCAACAGCAGCAGCAGCAGCAUCCGCCUGUGCAGGAGCCGGAGCGCUGGUUCAACCACUGCUGCUGCUGCUGUUACUGGUGGCAACAGGACGAAGACGGUCUUGGUAACAGGGUUACCACUGCUGCUUCGGGUGCUGUUGCUCUUCUCCCCCCAAUCAUUGCCAAUUCUGUCGCUGGUCCUGCAGCUGCUGCUGCUGCACAAAUUGCAGCGCAGAAGAGCAAUUACCCCUUUCACAAAGGAUCAUCGUCUGUUGGGUAAUACCCCCUCCUCGGCACAGAAGAGCUAUUUCUUGUGCCGCUUUUCCCCUAACACCCCCCACCUCCUCCUCAUGAUCCCGGACGUGCAUCCAGGCCUAUUCCCGGACCUGUUCCCUCUCUUCCCCGGCCUGGACCUGUUCCCGGGCCAGUUUCCCGAACCUAUUCUGCCGAAAGUCCUGGAGGGCCUGCCAUGGUUGCCGGACCUACCCUGAUGCCUCCCGGACCUGCUGGUUCGGCAUCCCUCCGAACCAGUCCUGGCGUGGCUACUGGUAGGUCUGCAACGGCCACUGGAUCUGUGGGCUUGGUGGGUUCCAGACCUGCUGCGGUGGCUCGGAGCAGCAGUGACGGCAGCAACGGCGGAUCCGUGAACAGAAAGAGUGGCAGCGACUUCAGCAGGAAGGGCAGCAGCAGCAGCCCCGACCUUCACCCACCUCCUCACAUGCCUGCCACCUACUGACCCUCCCCAGUCUCGACCUCCCCAGGUUGCCACCUUCACGGGCUUCCGUUCCUUCUCACAACCCUCCCGGCAUUCCUCCUCCUCACCGUGCUACGCUCUCUCCCCUCCCGUCCCCUCCUCCCCUACUGCCCCCUCCGCCUCCCACAUCCCCUCCUCCCCUCCCACCCCCUCCCCCUCUCACACUACCCACUCUCCUUUGUCUCAUCACCCUUCACUCACUCGAUCCUCCACUGCCCCUUUCUCUCUCACCCCCUCUCCCCCCACCCCCUCUCCCCCCGCCCCCUCUCCCCCCACCCCCGCUCUCCCCACCUCCUCUCUCCCCACUCCCUCUUCCUCUCCCUGCAACAUCAUCAAUACGAGCCUUCUCGCCUCCCCGCUCCCCCUUCCAACUACCCUCCCUCUCUCCUGUCCCAUCCCCUUCUCCUCCCCCUUUCCACUCCCCGUCUCUGCCCCCAAUACCGCCCCAUCCCCUCAUUUACUCUUAGCAUCCUUCGAGAUGACGCAACAGCUACCCCAACCCCCCUCGGUAUUCCCUGUGGCCGCAACUACCAGGGCUCGUAGUGCCCAUAGCACCACCUAUUUUGUCAACAGCAGCAGCAGCAGCAGCAGCAGUGUCAAGACCAUCAGCAGCAAAAGCAGGCCUGCAGAAUGCAAAGCCUCUUCCUCUGAGUCUCGAUCCCACCCCCAUCCGCUCCCUUCAAUCCCCUUCAACCCACCUUCCCAGCUUCAGCAGCAGCAGCAGCAACAACAACAACAGCAGCAACAGCAGCAGCGGCAGCAGCAGCAGCAACAGCAACAGCAACAGCAGCAGCAGCAGCAGCAGCAGCAGCAGCAGCAGCAGCAGCAGCAGCAGCAGCAACAGCAACAGCAACAACAGCAGCAGCAGCAGCAGCAGCAGCGGCAGCAGCAACUGCAGCAGCAGCAACAGCAACAGCAACAGCAGCUGCAACAGCAGCAGCAGCAGCAACUGCAACAGCAGCAGCAGCAGCAACAGCAGCAGCAGCAGCAGCAGCAGCCGAUGCUGCAACAACACUUACCUUACCGUUUCGCCCAUCACCCCCUUCUGCCCCGUCACUCCUCAUCCACUCCCUCCGGCCACUCACGGUCCGCCACCUGGUCACACAGUGUGCCGUUGGAUGCUCUCUCCCCUCUCCCUCCCCUCCCUCUCCCUUCUCCCCCUCUCCCUUCUCCCCCUCUCCCUUCUCCCCCUCUCCCUUCUCCCCCUCUCCCUUCCUCCCCUUUUGUAACAGCUGCUACAGCUGUGCUGGCUGGUCUUGAUCCCUCUCUUCCUUCCUCUGUUUCUCCCCUUAUCAUUGCACGAUCAGCCCAAGCAAACCCCUCCCCCACCACCACCGCCACCACCACCACUGCAACUACUCAGCCUCUUCCCAAGCGUGAGGAGUCUAUUUUUGAGGCGCCUCAAAAAUACAAUGCAACUGCUCAACCUCUUCCCAAGCCUCCUCUUUUGACAGGGCUUGAAACCGAAGGGGAACGAGUGAGCAGUCAUGCUCUUGACGAAACCACAUGGGAGGUGUCUCCAGCCACCACCCCCUCCACCCUCUACUCCUGCUCCACCUUCCGCUCCCUCAGCGGAUCAUCAAGUGUCUACUCUUGCUCCUGUUUACACUCGAGUGUCUGCUCCUGCUGCUGCCAGGCUGAGCUUAUAACCAAGGGGAGGUCAAUUUGCCAAGAUACCAGUGGUGCGGGUGUUACCCCGCAGUUCUGCCAGCUGGACGGUCGUUCAUCAUGCCAGCUGAAUGUCCAUUCCUGCCAGCUGGACGGCAUAUCUGCCUGCCAUGCAGACGGUGCUGAUUGCUCAGCUGAGGUGCAAGGCUUUCAGAGUGUAGUAUCAAAGUUAACGAAAUGAGUUGAACCACGGCAUACAAGGGAAUAUAUCCUAGUGGGUUGUACUCUCUAAGGCACAACCCUGUGUAGUCUAUAACAACAUACAAAAAUAUGUUUUGACACCCCCUAGACUGGAUAGGGGCAGUGCCUGGUGAGAGACAAGCAGCUCAGGGUGGCGCUACUAGUCCAACCUCUGAGGCAAGUGUCUUAAGACCAGUCAAACGAGUACAAACAAGGCAAGAGCAAAACCACGACGUUGCUGUAGCUCGCACAG